Messenger RNA from Euleptes europaea (tarantolino), 1308 nucleotides. It is a transcript of the gene SERPINF1, whose product is annotated as serpin family F member 1. NCBI's taxonomy places the organism in Eukaryota, Metazoa, Chordata, Lepidosauria, Squamata, Sphaerodactylidae. Bases 3 to 1262 code for a protein of 419 amino acids. Gene Ontology annotation, molecular function: serine-type endopeptidase inhibitor activity. Gene Ontology annotation, biological process: positive regulation of neurogenesis; negative regulation of angiogenesis; negative regulation of endopeptidase activity. The record is from RefSeq and is a predicted model, not a curated record. The transcript is spliced from 7 exons.
CCAUGCAGGGACUGAUGGUUCUUCUGUGUCUGGGACUCCUCACCACCUCCGGCAGAAGCCAGGAAUUAAGGACUGGUGAGCAGGAAUCUGCAAAUCCAGAUGCUGAUCAUGCCGGGGGAGCAGAGGAAGAGGAGGACCCCUUUUACAAGGUGCCCGUGAACAAGCUGGCAGCCUCCGUCUCCAACUUUGGCUACAACCUGUACCGUCAGCAGUCCAGCCAGACGCCCACUGCCAACGUCCUCCUUUCACCCUUCAGUGUUGCCACAGCCCUCUCGGGCCUUUCGAUGGGUGCGGGAGAACGAACAGAAGCCCUCAUCUCCCGUGCUCUCUUCUACGACUUGCUCGAUAAGGCGGAGGUCCACAGCACAUACCGGGCGCUCCUGGCCAGCCUUGCCGUCCCCACCAAAGGAUUGAAGACUGCCUCUCGCCUCGUCGUGGAGAGAAGACUGCGAACAAAAAUUAUGUUUGCGAAUGAGCUAGACAAAUCCUACGGAAUCCGUCCCAGAGUGUUGACUGGAAACGCCCGCGUGGACCUGCAAGAAAUUAACAACUGGGUGCAGCAGCGAACCAAUGGGAAAGUCACCAGGUUCCUGCGGGAGAUCCCCGCUAAAGUCAGCAUCCUUCUCCUUGGGGCAGCGUACUUCAAAGGAAAAUGGGUGACCAGAUUUGACUCCAAACUGACUAUGCCGCAGGACUUCCACUUGGAUGAAGACAGGACAGUGAGCGUCCCCAUGAUGGCUGCCUCAGACACCCUCGUGAAGUACGGCUUUGAUUCCGACCUUGACUGCAAGAUUGCCCAGUUGCCCCUGGAGGGGAGUGUCAGUGCCCUGUUCUUUCUGCCCCAAAGCGUGACCCAGAAUAUGACGCUGAUUGAGGAAAGCCUCACCUCGGAGUUUGUCCACGACAUCAACAAGCAGCUGAAGUCCGUCUGUGUAGACCUGCGCAUGCCGCGGCUCAGGCUGACUUCGGAGGUGGCCCUGGCAGGCACUCUUCAAGAAAUGAGGCUCCAGGCGCUCUUUGAGACCCCCGACUUCAGCAAGGUCGCCCCGAAGGCCCUCAAGCUCUCCCACGUGCAGCACAAAGUGAGCCUGGAACUGAACGAAGAAGGGGUCAGGUCAGGGCCCCCGCCACAGGCAGACACCCCUUGCUCGAGCCUCCGCAUAGACUACCACUUGGACAGGCCGUUCUUGUUCGUGCUUGAGGACGAUGAGACGGGAGCUCUCCUCUUCAUCGGGAAAAUCCUCGACCCCAGAAGCACUUAGGCCCCUCCCUCUGCCACAGCGACCCACCUGGGGAGUGGGCAGAUGG